Photinus pyralis (common eastern firefly) is the source of this 2470-nucleotide messenger RNA. Its product is annotated as scavenger receptor class B member 1-like. The record is from RefSeq and is a predicted model, not a curated record. Lineage: Eukaryota; Metazoa; Arthropoda; Insecta; Coleoptera; Lampyridae. Gene Ontology annotation, cellular component: cytoplasm; membrane. The transcript is spliced from 11 exons. Bases 510 to 2189 code for a protein of 559 amino acids. Gene Ontology annotation, molecular function: scavenger receptor activity.
UAUAAGUAAUUUAAACGUAGUUUCUUCGCAGAAAUACGUUUAAAUUGAUUAAUGAGUUACUUAUAAUUCGGUUGACGUUAAACUAACAAAUAUGAUAUAAUUAUCAACACAAACUAUGAUUUAACUUAGACUCCUUCAGAUUUAAUUAGCGGUUAAUUAUAACUAUAGUAGAACUCAAUGUAUUUGCGUUGAUGGUCUCAAAAAGGAUCAACCUCUACCAAUUAUAAAUUUAACACGUUUUAAUUAUGCUAAACUUUGCCUUUAAUUAUUUAACUGACGUCACUAUGUGUACACUGAAACUUCCUUCCAGGUACAAAUCCAAUACAAGCUUGAUAGUAUCAUUAUUGACAUCAAUUAUUGCCAUUACAGUAGAUCUGUAUUAAUGGCCUCGUUAUAAGCUCAUUAGUUUAAAUACGCGUUGAUGGAAAGUAUGUGGUGAAAUAAUUGGAGUCAACUCCUGAAUUACAUGCUAACCAACUAGGUACAUUUGCUGUCGGAAGUUGUGGAAGAUGGGGCUGUACAAACAGUUCUUCCGGUUCGGUCGAAGGAGGAGUAAUUACAUGGCGUCGACCGCGUUCACACCACUUCCAAUGUUGGUGUCGGAUCAAGGCAAGAUCAGAACCAAUCGCCUCAUCAUCGUUGUCGUUGGCCUGUUCGCCCUGGCCAUCGGAAUACUACUGUCGUCAGUGCCCUGGUUGGAUUACCUAAUACUGAAGCACCUACGACUGUCAAACGGAUCUCUGAGUUACUAUUAUUGGCAAAAGCCUGGCGUGGUGCGACUGACGAAGGUCUACAUAUUUAACGUGACCAAUCCGGAAAACUUCCUUAACCUUGGGGAAAAACCGAAACUGAACGAAAUUGGACCUUUCGUAUACAGAGAAAAUAUGGAAAAGGUUAACAUUAAAUUUCACGAUAAUGGUACCGUAUCGUACCAGCACAAGAAGAUACUCCAAUUCGUACCGGAGCUUUCGGUCAACAAGAACGAGAAGCUGACCGUUCCAAAUAUACCUAUGCUGACGCUAGCGUCACUUUCAAACUCGUUGGGAUUCAUCAUCCAGAAGGCAAUCUCCUUCGCGCUUACGAUGGGAAAUUACCAACCGUUUGUGGAGGUCACCGCCGAUGAGCUGGUCUUCGGGUACGAAGACCCCUUAGUUACCUUGGCCCACAACUUCUAUCCGAAGACCAAAAGACCGAUGGGCAAAAUGGGGUUACUGAUCAAGCGCAACGGUACCCUAGACGAGGUGCAUACUAUAAAUACGGGUUAUACUGGCAUGGAAAAAUUUGGACUCCUUGACAAGCUGAACGGCAUAGACCGUUUGCCUUAUUGGGAGGACCCACCCUGUACCGAUAUUGUCGCGAGCGAAGGGUCGUUCUUUCCGCCUCGCGACGUGACCCAAUCGGAUAUUGUAGCUCUAUACGACAAGGAUUUGUGCCGCAUUUUACCUUUCCAAUACAGAGGACCGACAAGCAAACAAGGAAUAUCUGUCGAUUUGUAUACUCCUCCUGAUUACGUUUUUGAAACUGCUUCCAAGGAGUCAAGAAAUAGAUGUUACUGCCCCGGUGCGGAGUAUUGUCCACCGAAAGGGUUGCAAAAUAUCAGCCCCUGUCAGUACGAUGCUCCAGUUUACUUAUCCUUCCCGCAUUUCUACAACGCAGAUGCCAGCUUAUUGAAGAGCAUCGAUGGAUUAGAACCAAUCAAAGAGAAACACGAGAAUUACGUGAAAAUUCAACCGAAACUGGGUGUACCGUUAGAAAUCAAACUUCGAGUUCAGCUAAAUCUCCGCGUAGACCAAGCGGAAAACGUGCGACCAGUUUCCACAUUUCCCUCGAUGAUGUUCCCAAUAAUGUGGUUGGAAGAGGGCAUCGACGAGGUAACGCCGGCGAUCAGGCGUUGGGUCUAUCUCGCCACCACCUUCUCAGACUUGGCCUGUCCGAUUUUUACCUACGGAUCCAUCGUCACCGGCAGCUGCAUACUAAUCGGGGUCUUUAUCAAUACGUACAAAUCCCUGGUGUUUACCAAGCAAUCGAUCGAGAUCGGCAUGAAAACGCUGCGACGAAACGGUGCCUACCUCUCGAACCACAGUCUCUUCUCGCAGCAACCGCAUCGACUUUCGUUGAUCGUGCGCAACAGCUACGUUCUUCUGGACGACGGCGACGGCGCGACGCCCGACCGCGAAAAGGCCUGCUAAACGCGACGUCUCCAUUGCGAGAUGGUGAUAGGGUGAUAAAUAUAGUAUUAUUUUGUUAUAUUAUAUGUUCCUCCGUUGAGGAUCAGAAACCAAAAAUGACAAUGCUCACAUUAUACGUAGUACCCACAUUGAGGUGCUCUAAAUGAUCGCUGUGAUCCGUCCAGGAUUUAAGCUCUUGUGCUAGUCAGUGCCACCUUCCUUUAUCAAACAGUAACAUAUUGUUUAAGUAUCUCAAUUUUGUAAGAAAAUCAUUUGUACAUAUUAAAUAAUUUUUAUAGCUA